CCCCGUUCAGCCUUUAGUUUCUCUCCCAGUCAACUGCCGCCAUGUUUUUCUGAGGCAGGAUGACAGCAGAGAGAGCGCAGACGAAGACGGAUAUAGUCUAAAAACCCUCGAAUCUACUUCUUUAUUCGACCGGCAGACGGUCAGUUUUUUAUCGCGGACAUAUAUAUAUACGAUAUAUACGCAAGUACGUGCGUGUUUUUUUAAAAAAAACAAAAAACAAAAAACAAAAAAAAAAAAACUGUGAACGCUGUAUUGUAGUGUUAUUUUCCUUUCCUAUGGCGUAGGCACAUUUUCUAAAUAUAUCUUUUUAUUUCAGGAUGGGAGGGGAUCCUCCCACAUAAAUAUAAAAUCCUGAAAACAUUCGUUUUUUUAAAGUUUAUACCAUGAAAUAGCCAGAAGUCAGAAGCGUAUUUCAAGAAGAAUCUAUUCCUGCCUGCGCUUAACUACCUUUUACCAGCAACCUACAGGAAUAACCAGACGAGUGCUCUUUGCAUGGUCAACUGCUUUACCACAAGUUUUCUGCUGUCAAAACUUUGUUUAUUAAGCAAAAGUGAAGAUCCGAAAGAGCACAUUUCGAAGAUGACUGGCAAUAUUCCAGCUGAUAUGAUCAACUUAAGGCUCAUCUUGGUGAGUGGAAAAACAAAAGAGUUCCUGUUCUCUCCAAACGACUCUGCGGCCGACAUCGCCAAGCAUGUGUAUGACAACUGGCCAAUGGACUGGGAAGAGGAACAAGUGAGCAGUCCAAAUAUCCUGCGCCUCAUCUACCAGGGCCGUUUCCUACAUGGCAAUGUGACACUAGGAGCUUUAAAACUGCCUCUCGGAAAAACUACAGUGAUGCAUUUAGUUGCCAGAGAGACACUGCCUGAGCCAAAUUCCCAAGGUCAAAGGAACCGAGAAAAGACUGGAGAGAGCAACUGUUGUGUGAUCCUGUAAAUACAUCCCUCCCGCCCUGAAUGAGUGUGUUCGAUUAUCCUUCGCCCAUGCUGCUGAGACACUCGCAUAAACAACUACUCACACCUGACUCCCAUGAGCACCUGACCAGGACGAGAGUUUUAUGUCACUCGCACGGAAAAUCACAACCAAGAGAGAGGAUAAAAUAUUGAGCUGCUCUGCAUUGAUACAAAACAUAUUUGUAUCAUUUCUUGUCCAUAUUUAAGCCAAAAGAUGUGAAGAGAUUCCAACCCUGAAAGAAGCAGAUAAUUAAAUACAUCCCACCUUCUCGCACACACAUUCCCACCCUUUCUAACACCUUCACACACUAACUCAUGCGCUCAUUUAAACAUGCACACACACACACACACUCACACAUAAGACCAACAAUCCUCCCAGUUUGCACACGGAGGAGGUCCUUGUCUCUCCUUUUGAAUUGCACAUAGUAAACAUUCGUUACUGAGUGAGGAAGAAGAGAUUUUCCUUUUUCAGGCUGUGAGAGGGGGAGAUGUGUGAGAAAGAUUAAUUUACACAGGGUCUGACGAACUUUUUGCAUUUAACAAAGCACCAGAUGUGCGCUUUGCUCAUCACACUUGACGGAUCUGAUUGGGAGGUGUAAAGGCAUGCCGUGAUCUACGUCUGAAACAAUAGCACACACCUACUGGUGGUUUAACCUCUGCUUCGAUGCAUCACCGCUACAGUUCAGACAAUUUUUGAGAUCUAUGUUUUCUUUAAUUGACCAACCAGUGUUGUGUCUGCCCUCUUUAGAUAGAUAUGAGCUGCUCUCUUUUAGGAAAGGUAAGAUUUAUCCCUUUAUUUUCCAAGUGUAGUGGUGUAAAUUAAUGCUAUGGAAUGAAGUUUGGUUUGAUUUCUAUUUCCCCUCCCCUUUUAAAGACAAAAAAAUUUGUUUGCACAACACAGAAACAUGAACUGUUUCAUCUAAAUCUGUGUAAUGUUUUUCUCACUUUUUAAUAUUUUUUCCAAAUGGGAAUUGUAUUCGAAGGUUACUUAUGUGUAGAGUAUAUUUAAUAUGAAUCUUAUUGAGAACAUAUCUAUAGAUUGUUGAUAUAUAUUGGUGUCUAGUGUAUGAUAGUCUAAACAGUCUAAAAUAGUUAGCUUAUUUGCAUUUGGAACAGUGACAUGCUGACAAUAUCAUGUACCUAACAGCAGUAAUCCCCUCUAAUGGCUGAAGAAUUAUUGUACUGUUUUAUUUUUAAAAUGUUCAUAAUUUGUUAUAAUCUUUUUUUUUUCUUCCUUUCAUUUCUCUUUUUGUGGUCUUUGCUUUAUACUUUUUAACACCGCACUAGGUCUGAAAAAUAUUGGUCCUUAUCAGGGUUCAAAUCUGUACAGUGCUUAAGUUUAAAAAAAAAAAAAAAUGUAAAUAAAACUAACGCUUCUCAUUCUUUAAACUACAAAUUUAAAUAUAUCUAUAAACUGAAUAAAGAAUCCAGAAUAUUGAAGU
Molecule: messenger RNA, 2392 nt
Organism: Myxocyprinus asiaticus (Chinese sucker)
Lineage: Eukaryota; Metazoa; Chordata; Actinopteri; Cypriniformes; Catostomidae
Product: ubiquitin-like protein 3
Exons: 5
Coding region: 493-933 (146 amino acids)
Molecular function (GO): protein binding
Source: RefSeq, a predicted model, not a curated record